AUGUCCAAGCUGAAGCGUUUCGGUGAUGCACUGACUCGGGCGUCUAUUUGGCGUGUCACGAUCGAGGGCUUUGAGGCAACCCUUAAACCACAUCAGAUAGCCAAGAUCUCGCAAUCAUCUAACGAUUGCUUGCUGCAGAAGAUUUUCGCAGCCAAGGCGACAAUGGCUUUAUCUCAAGUGGCUUCGACAGGGUGCACUAGGCGAGCGGACAUCGACAUAAACGACAUCGAGCACCUCAUCUUCACUCAAGCGGUCUAUGAGUAUGGCUCAGACAAAUGGGGAGACAUCUCGGGGCUACUGUCCAAACAUCUCAUGAUCUCGUGUCCGAAGAAUCCCCUGCGUUGUGGCCUAUUUAAUAGUGUCUGA
Laetiporus sulphureus 93-53 is the source of this 366-nucleotide messenger RNA. RefSeq lists its product as uncharacterized. Bases 1 to 366 code for a protein of 121 amino acids. Lineage: Eukaryota; Fungi; Basidiomycota; Agaricomycetes; Polyporales; Laetiporaceae. The record is from RefSeq and is a predicted model, not a curated record. The transcript is spliced from 3 exons.